AUGCCCCCACCGUACGCCUAUCAUGAUCUGCUUGACGCUGCAGCGAGAGUGGGCCGUAUUGAAGGGAUCAUGGGCUACAAGUUCAAAGACAAGAUGAUUUGCAUCGAAGCGCUCAAGACCACUUCGGCGACUACACCGCUUUAUUUCAACGGGGUCGUUCAUCACAUAGACAAAAACAACCGCCUGGCAUUGCUAGGUGAUCGAGUUCUCUCUUUAGCUCUAUGCGAUGUUUGGUUCAAGACAGGAAAUACCAAUGCGGAAUACACUUUGAUGCAGCCGGAUAUAGAAAGCAGAGUUGGUUUGGGUAAGAAAGGAUACGCGCUCGGUAUAAACGACAAUCUGCUUCUUCACGAUCGGCAACCCUCCACAUUUAAUCAUGUUGCCGAGGCUUUCGAAGCUGUACUUGGUGCUAUCUACUUGGACUCUGGGAACAGCAUCGAAACCGUCAAGGAAGUUGUCACCGGAAUCAAGCUCGAUAGUCACAAGAUGUUAGAAGAGCAGAUUACGGCCCAGGAUCGUCUGGACAAUAAAAGGCUUGCGGCGCUACAGUACUCUGAUUAUAUGAGGAACCAAGCUGCGUACACCAGAAAAGCCCAGCUGGAGGCCAAUGAGGCAGCACUGGCAGCGAAAGAAGCAGCAAAACUGGCGGAAAAACAGGUGGCAGAUCAGCCUAGAGAGGAGGCGCAAGAAGACACUCAAAUACACGAUGGACACUCGGGAACAGUUCAGCCUCAAACUAAGAAGAAGAGCAGCGUUGCGCUCACACAUGCGGAGGCCUCGAAAAAUCUAGCCGACUCCGUAAUCGAAUAUCGCAAGAAUGGUCACCCGAGUGACGCAAAGGAUCUGGGCCGACUUGAUAGAAAAGACGCGCAACGCCAAAGUCCAGCCUCGAAGGAAAAACCAUCAUCGCAGAAUUCCAAUCAAGCAUCGGAUUCAAAACUGCAACGACGCGCGGUCGUAGCUGCCAACAAGCUAUCGAAAGAAGGCUACCUAUUAAAUGAUGUCUUGGAACACGAUGACAAGAAAACAGUCUCUAAACGCCCAGAUUUGCCAGCAUCUCACGUCGAGAACCAGGACAAGAUAGUCAACCGAGGCACCAAACUAUCGCCGGAGGAAGAAGCGGAUGAGUUUGUCGCAUCGAUGAAGUUUCCAGCAGAAAUGGAAUCAUCUGAGGGCUUGAAAAGCAGUGAUAAAUACAUCAUGAGAAGAGCAUGGGACAGGGCGGUACAAAGAUGCUACGACAGCAUCAGAAGAGGCGAGAAGAGGGACUUUGAGGGAACGUUUACGCAUAGGAUUAAGAAAUUGGUACAUGACCAGGUAACUAUCGGUUCAGUAUCAAACCGAUCGAAAGAAACGAGGAGGCUUCUCCGCCUGCAAGCAAGGCUUCGAGGCCACAUCCAAGGAGAAGAAGAUGAGGAUACACAUCACCAGGUCAAUUCAAAGGUUCCAAUCAAGCUUAGUGAAGAGACAACACAGGCACCGGUGGCCAUGUCACCGGAGCCGACAGCUGCGACGGCAACGAAAGCGAAUCUUGCUUCUCAAGAGAUAGACCCUAUACGCGAGAUCGUAGACACUGGACUGGAGAAAGCAGAACCUCAACCGAAGACUGGUAUGAACGACGAUAAGCCAGCUCGAGGACUCUCAGACUCGUCUGAGAAAUCCCGUCUUGCAGAUGCUGCCACCACAGAGAUGGACGACGACAAGAACAUACAAGUGCGCACCAAGGAUGUUGAAUCACUAGAAAGAGAUAUUCUCAACUCGCAUAACAACGCAUGGCAAGCGGCUGAUGCCGCAGAAACGUCAACAUCACAGCAGCGCAGCGGACGCACAACUCGUGCACGCCGUUCUGCUGCGGAGGGCCAGACGGAGAAUCCAUCUGCUCUGAACGAAUUUUUCGAAUCGGACACGGACAGGUUCAUGUCUACCAUCACGCAAAACGAUUCAGAAGCGUCCGACGCCCCUCAACCGAAACCUCAUGAGGAAUCUGACAUGCAAUCUUCGGACUCUACUAAGGAGCCAGGGGAAUCGUCCGCCCCACUUGCAAGGAGGACAUAUUCUCAACAUGCCAAUCGAAGCACGCGUCGUCGAUCAACAAAACGUUCAUGA
Alternaria ventricosa is the source of this 2106-nucleotide messenger RNA. RefSeq lists its product as uncharacterized. Lineage: Eukaryota; Fungi; Ascomycota; Dothideomycetes; Pleosporales; Pleosporaceae. Bases 1 to 2106 code for a protein of 701 amino acids. The transcript has 2 exons. The record is from RefSeq and is a predicted model, not a curated record. Gene Ontology annotation, molecular function: ribonuclease III activity; protein binding. Gene Ontology annotation, biological process: RNA processing.